UUGUGGGAGCGAAGCGGUAGCUGGGCUGCUCUUGGAUCCCUCGCUGCUUCGGUUUCCCUGUUGGAAGAGAAACCAGACCGGGCUUCCUAGCAGCGGCCUAGCGGAGAAAUAAGAAAAGAUGUCUGAAUAUAUUCGGGUAACCGAAGAUGAGAAUGACGAGCCUAUUGAAAUACCAUCAGAAGACGACGGGACAGUGCUGCUGUCCACGGUUACAGCCCAGUUUCCCGGGGCAUGUGGACUGCGCUACAGGAAUCCAGUGUCCCAGUGUAUGAGAGGUGUCCGGCUGGUAGAAGGAAUUCUGCAUGCCCCCGAUGCCGGCUGGGGAAAUCUGGUAUAUGUUGUCAACUAUCCCAAAGAUAACAAAAGAAAAAUGGAUGAGACAGAUGCUUCAUCAGCAGUGAAAGUGAAAAGAGCUGUCCAGAAAACGUCUGAUUUAAUAGUGUUGGGUCUUCCAUGGAAAACGACUGAACAGGAUCUAAAAGAAUAUUUUAGUACCUUUGGAGAAGUUCUUAUGGUUCAGGUCAAGAAAGAUAUUAAAACUGGCCAUUCAAAGGGGUUUGGCUUUGUUCGUUUUACGGAAUAUGAAACCCAGGUUAAAGUAAUGUCGCAGCGACAUAUGAUAGAUGGACGGUGGUGUGACUGUAAACUUCCUAAUUCUAAGCAAAGCCCAGACGAGCCUCUGAGAAGCAGGAAGGUGUUCGUCGGGCGCUGUACAGAGGACAUGACCGCUGAUGAGCUGCGUCAGUUCUUCUGCCAGUACGGAGAAGUGGUAGAUGUCUUCAUUCCCAAACCGUUCCGGGCCUUUGCCUUUGUUACCUUUGCAGAUGAUCAGGUUGCCCAGUCUCUUUGUGGAGAGGACUUGAUCAUUAAAGGAAUCAGCGUACAUAUAUCCAAUGCUGAACCUAAGCACAAUAGCAAUAGACAGUUAGAAAGAAGUGGAAGAUUUGGUGGUAAUCCAGGUGGCUUUGGGAAUCAGGGUGGGUUUGGUAACAGUCGAGGGGGUGGAGCUGGCUUGGGAAACAAUCAGGGUAGUAAUAUGGGUGGAGGGAUGAACUUUGGUGCCUUUAGCAUCAAUCCAGCGAUGAUGGCUGCAGCCCAGGCAGCGCUGCAGAGCAGCUGGGGCAUGAUGGGCAUGUUAGCCAGUCAGCAGAACCAGUCGGGCCCAUCAGGUAACAACCAGAGCCAAGGCAACAUGCAGAGGGAGCCAAAUCAGGCCUUUGGUUCUGGAAAUAACUCCUAUAGCGGUUCUAAUUCAGGUGCAGCAAUUGGUUGGGGAUCUGCAUCAAACGCAGGGUCUGGCAGCGGUUUUAAUGGAGGGUUCGGCUCAAGCAUGGAUUCUAAAUCUUCUGGCUGGGGGAUGUAGACAGUGGGGUUGGUAGAGACUGGUGGGAAUUCAAAUUUUUCUAAACACAUGGUAAGUAUAUUGUAAAAUACAUAUGUACUAAGAAUUUUCAAAAUUGGUUUGUUCAGUGUGGAGUAUAUUCAGCAGUAUUUUUGACAUUUUUCUUUAGAAAAAGAGGAAAAGCUAAAGGAAUUUUAUAAGUUUUGUUACAUAAAGGGUUGAAAUAUUGAGUGUUUGAAAGUGAACUGCUGUUUGCCUGAUGGGUAAAAACCAACACACUACAAUUGAUAUCAAAAGGUUUCUCCUGUAAUCUUUUAUCCCUGGACUUGUCAAGUGAAUUCUUUGCAUGUUCAAAUGGAAACCAUUGAUUAGAACUACAUUCUUUCCUCCUCGUUUUAAUUUGAACCCCACCAUAUGGAUUUCUCCCUUAGAAAAUCUCCUUUUUGGAGAUCAUGGUGUCACAGUGUUUGGUUCUUUUGUUUUUGUUUUGUUUUUUUUAACACUUGUCUCCCUUCACAUGCAAAAGUACAAUACGAAGCCUUCAUUUAAUCUCUGCAGUUCAUCUCAUUUCAAAUGUUCAUGGAAGAAGCACUUCAUUGAAAGUAGUGCUGUAAAUGUUCUGCCAUAGGAAUACUUCUGUCUGCACGCUUUCUCAUUCAAGAACUCGUCAGCACGCUGCACAGGCUGCGUCUUUGACGGUGGGUGUCCCAUUUUUAUCCGCUACUCUUUAUUUCAUGGAGUCGUAUCAACGCUAUGAACGCAAGGCUGUGAUAUGGAACCAGAAGGCUGUUUGAACUUUUGAAACCUUGUGUGGGAUUGAUGGUGGUGCCGAGGCAUGAAAGGCUAGUAUGAGCGAGAAAAGGAGAGAGCGCGUGCAGAGACUUGGUGGUGCAUAAUGGAUAUUUUUUAACUUGGCGAGAUGUGUCUCUCAAUCCUGUGGCUUUGGUGAGAGAGUGUGCAGAGAGCAAUGAUAGCAAAUAAUGUACGAAUGUUUUUUGCAUUCAAAGGACAUCCACAUCUGUUGGAAGACUUUAAGUGAGUUCUGUUGUUAGGUGACCCGCGUUAGCUGAAUGUGUUAAGUGACACGAUACUUGUACCUCCCCCACCCCUUUGUCAACUGCUGUGAAUGCUGUAUGGUGUGUGCUCUCUCCUGUUACUGACCUGUAAGUGUGCUCAUGUGAACUGAAGCUGGUGGCUUGAGAACAUGGACGGAGCUUGUGGCGUGCUUUGCAGGAGUACUUGGAAGCAGAGUUCACCAGUGAGCUCGGGGUGUCGCAAAGAAGGGUGGAGGUUCCUCUGUCUGUUAGCCGCCCAUGAGAAUGCUGUCUGAUGCAGUUCUGUGUCCUGUGCUUGGAUGCUUUUUAUAAGAGUUGUCAAUGUUGGAAAUUCUUAAAUAAAACUGAUUUAAAUAAUAUGUGUCUUUGUUUUGCAGCCCUGAAUGCAAAGAAUUCAUAGCAGUUAAUUCCCCUUUUUUGACCCUUUUGAGAUGGAACUUUCAUAAAGUUUCUUGGCAAUAGUUUAUUUUGCUUCAAAUAAACUUAUUUGAAAAGUUGUCUCAAGUCAAAUGGAUUCAUCACCUGUCAUGCAUUGACACCUGAUACCCAGACUUAAUUGCUAUUUGUUCUUGCAUUGUCCAAAGUGAAAGUGUUUUUUUUUUUUUCUUUUUAAAUCUAGUUUUUAAUAAGUCUGGGUGACCGCACCUAAAAUGGUAAGCAGUACCCUCCAGCUUCUUAUUAGUGCCUCUGUGCAUUUGGGUGAUGUUCUAUUUACAUGGCCUGUAUAAAUCUCCAUUGGGAAUCAUGCCUUCUAAAAAUAUUUGGGCGAGUGGGAAAAACAAUGUUAAUUAUUUUCAAUGCUUUGUAGCAAAGCAUAGUCAAAAAGAAGGGAAUAUCAGCACCUUUCUGGUUCGGGAUUUGAAAAGUGGAAUUAAUUGCGGUAGGGAUAAAGUAGAAGAAACCACAAAUUAUCUUGUGCCUGAAUCCAUUACAAAGCCUGAUAGCUUUAAGAACUAGCAGGGUGGGUUGUCUGUCUGGAAGUGUUAAGUGAAAUGGGCUUUGUCCUCCACAAGUGGGGGAAUAGCGUAAUGUUGAAUAAAAUCGUUUACAAACUCAGAUUAGACUCUAACGACGCAUUGUGAAGUAUGUAAAAGCAAUAAUCUGUUGAUUCUCUGUUGUACUUUUGAUGUAACUACUGUGAGGGUUGAGCUUGUUUUCUGAUGGAAGAAUGAACAGUUUUUGUGUUGGUAGUUUUACCUGAUGCCCUUAUCUGAUUAGAUUAUGAUAAAUAGGUUGGUUUGUCAUUUUGCAAGUUACGUGUUUUAACUUGUAGAAAUGAAGUCGUCCUUUAGACUUGUGAUCGCCACGUUGUUUCGUUAUUCAGUUUCCUCUGUAAAAGGAUCUUGCGUUGUUUUAAUUUUUUUUCUGCAUCUAAGUUGCAUGAUUUCCAAACCCUGUACCAUCUGAAUUUUGCAUUUUAGCACUUGCACUAUUACUCAGCAGCAGUAACAUGGUAACACUUAAAAUGGUAUUCGGGGACCUCCAAAGACUAAACUGACAAGCCUCCAAGGAGCCCGGGGUAAGUUCACUUGUCAAUGGCAUGGUUUUAAUCCCUUAUUUACACUUAUUGUAAACCCGUCUUAGAAGGCUUUCAGUGUGGAGCAGCCUUCUGUUAACAUGUUCGCGGCACCAGUAGCUGCGGGUAUUUAAUUCCACCCUAAAAAAAGAAAAAAGAAAAUGAAGUCUAGAAGUAAACCAUUUCGCAGAGAUUUGUUUUUAAAAGUCUAUUUGGUCAUCUCAAUGCAUUCAUUCUCAAAACUUUUUUGAACCAGUUGAAUAAAAAAUUUGUUGCCACCACAGUUUAGUGUCUGGAGUCUUACUGGAAAAAUACAACUUCUUUUUUGUAUGUGACAAAGGUGAUGGAAAGAUACCUUUAAAAAGUGAGUCUCAAGAAGUUCCCCUUUAACGUGCACAAGAGAAAUUGGGCCAAAACUCACAAUGAAUUUUUACAUGAGUGAUGAUGAUUUGGCUAGAAUGAAAUCCUUUGUUAAAUGUGAACCUAUUAGAACUUCUUAAGGAGGAACAGCCAACGAAAAUGACAUGAGAUUUUUAAGGUUAAGUCGGCUUAAAUUGUGUCCUUAGGAGAAAGAAGAUGUAUGUGAUAAUUAGAAUAAUUUGUUGUUGAGUACUAGGUGAGUAGCUCUUACUUGUGUAUGAGUUCUAUACUCAGCUAUUGUAUGAUUUGUGAUCCGUUGUUCGUUAAGUGUGCCCAAGUAUUUCCAUGUUCGUUGUAAGAAGGAAGAAAACCCUAUAGAUUUAUCUAUAAUAACACCACCUAAUUCUAAUGUAUUUCUUCUUAAGGAAAUGGCACAUUCGAUUCAGCGCUUUUCUGUGUGUGGACAUUAUUUAGUCUAUUUUCAAGUGCCAGGAACAUCCUCACAGCUAAAAUAAAUUCUUAACAUUGGAAUUACUAGGUCAAAGAUUAUGCAUGCUCUCAAGGCUUUCCAAAUAUAUUGCCAGAUUGUCCUUUAGAAAAUGUGUGUUGUCUUUGACAAUGUGAAAUAGUGCUAUUCCAUGUUCUUUUUGUCUGCCAAUUUGGUAAGUGAAAAAUUAGAUCUCACCAAUCUGUGGUAUUGGUUUUUAAACAUGGGAGUCAGCCAGCACCUAAGCCGAAGUUAUCGAUGUGUCCAGUUUAUUUGCAAAAAAAUCAUGAUUCAGUGUAUCCCUGAGCCAGUAUUGCCAUAAUACAUAAAGCUGUGUUCGAGAUCAGUAAGAACAAGCCCCCACGUGGUGGAAUAGUCGUCAGAGAACAUGAACAGGCAAUUCGUAGGAAUAUAGAUAACCAUUACAAAACGUACUGGACUUUGUAAGUCAUGAAAUGCAGAUUUAACCAGCGAGUUUCUCUUGGAUUGGCAAAGGUGAUCCCACCUAAUCGUCUGUGUCCCCUUGAGUCAAAGAGUAAGAGGCGAAAAACCUGGCGAGUGAGAAGCGCCCGGAAUGGGUCUGACCCGUGGUGUGGCGGUGGUUUGGGGGUUAGAGCGACAACUGAUGUGUUCGUGUCUCUCGGGCCACAUGGCUGCUAAGACCCUUUACAGGAAUUUUUAAAACUAAGGAAUCAUUGAAGACCUACAAAUUAAAAAUUGUUAAUGAUGUUCUUGAUCCAGGGAAUAUAGUUAAUAACUUUGGUGUAGACUCCAUACUGAUUUGCUUCCCCACAAUUAAAGGAACCCCAGGACACUUCCUCCCACAAACCAUCUCUGUGUCUCAUUAUCUUGAAACACUAACGCCCCCCCACUGUCCCCUCUACAGCUGUCCUUGCCCCCACCUUCUAAGCCAGCACAAAACAUGUUCUCCGUUACCCUCCCCCCUGAUAGGAGUGCUGCUCAUACGCAGCAGUACAUUUCUGAUGGUCGACAGUUGGUAUGUCAACAAACAUUAGAUU
Molecule: messenger RNA, 5779 nt
Organism: Neomonachus schauinslandi (Hawaiian monk seal)
Lineage: Eukaryota; Metazoa; Chordata; Mammalia; Carnivora; Phocidae
Gene: TARDBP
Product: TAR DNA binding protein
Exons: 6
Coding region: 119-1363 (414 amino acids)
Biological process (GO): regulation of gene expression
Cellular component (GO): nucleoplasm
Molecular function (GO): RNA binding
Source: RefSeq, a predicted model, not a curated record